GCAUUCCUCGCUCGCUCCUUUUCGUUUCCUCGCCCAAGCCGCCUCGACUGAGCGCGUGACUGCCCGCGUGCGUGUGCCGGUCGCGUCCACGAAGCGACGAGGACGUAGCUCGGACUUUCUCCUUCCAAGUCAUGGCAGACCAGGCCUUUGUGACGCUGGCUACCAAUGACAGCUAUGCGAAGGGAGCCAUGGUCCUGGGGCAAUCCCUGCGCCGGCACAAAACCUCCAAAAAGCUGGCAGCCCUCGUCGGGCCCCAGGUGUCGGAACCGUGCCGGUCCGUACUGAGGAGGAUUUUCGACGAGGUUCGGCUGGUCGACGUGCUGGACAGCCGAGACGCGGCCCACCUGGCGCUGAUGAAAAGGCCCGAAUUGGGCGUCACUUUCACCAAACUCCAUUGCUGGACCCUCACGCACUACUCUAAAUGUGUCUUCAUGGAUGCGGACACUCUGGUGCUUUCGAAUAUAGACGAGCUCUUUGACCGAGAGGAACUGUCAGCCGCCCCGGAUCCCGGCUGGCCCGACUGCUUCAACUCGGGCGUGUUUGUUUAUCGUCCAUCUGUGGAGACUUAUGACAAACUGCUUCAGUACGGCACAGAAGAGGGCACCUUUGACGGGGGAGACCAGGGGCUUCUCAACGGGUUCUUCGGCGACUGGGCCACGGCUGACAUUUCAAAACAUCUCCCCUUCAUCUACAACCUCAGCAGCAUCGCCAUUUAUACCUAUUUACCAGCCUUCAAGCGCUACGGCAGCAAUGCCAAGGUGGUCCACUUCCUGGGGAAGACCAAACCGUGGAGCCACGGCUUGGAGGCAAAAACCAAAGCGAUCUCCGGGGGGGCGCACCCCUCCUUCCUCCUGGACUGGUGGGGUUUGUACUCCACCAGUGUGAUGCCAAUGCUGCAGGAGGAAUACGGGGACCAGCCCUUCCACACGGAAUGCGUCGAGGAGGCGGUGGAGGAGAGCCUGGCGUCCGUGGCCGCCGCCCUCCACCUGUCGCCGCCGCCGCAGCAGCACGAGCACCAGCAGCACCAGCAGCACCAGCAGGCGUCCUCAGAAGAACGCAAGCAGAAAUGGGAGCAAGGCCAGGCGGACUACAUGGGGACGGACUCCUUUGAUAAUAUCAAGACGAAGCUCGAUACUUUCCUCAAAUGAGGAGGGAACGAAAAGAACGCACUUAAACUUCUGUGACAGACAUACAAGUGCAUCACAAUACAUGAGAAUUUAUUUUGUAUAAAAGUUCAUUUCUCUCUCCAAUUUGAGAUUUAAAAAAUAAUUACAAUGAGCCCCACAUAUUCACAGGAUGGCAAAGACUUUUUUU
Syngnathoides biaculeatus (alligator pipefish) is the source of this 1314-nucleotide messenger RNA. RefSeq names its product glycogenin 1b (gene gyg1b). Bases 132 to 1148 code for a protein of 338 amino acids. The record is from RefSeq and is a predicted model, not a curated record. Gene Ontology annotation, cellular component: cytoplasm. Lineage: Eukaryota; Metazoa; Chordata; Actinopteri; Syngnathiformes; Syngnathidae. The transcript has 7 exons. Gene Ontology annotation, molecular function: glycosyltransferase activity.